This is a messenger RNA of Nylanderia fulva, 2043 nucleotides long. NCBI's taxonomy places the organism in Eukaryota, Metazoa, Arthropoda, Insecta, Hymenoptera, Formicidae. The record is from RefSeq and is a predicted model, not a curated record.
AAUAUACAUAUAAUAAUUUUAUAUGUAAUACUUAUCAAACAAUAGAAUGUAAACAAAAGUGAAUUAAAUCUUUUAAAAACAUGAAACUUUUUGGGGUAAUAUAAUCUUAUUUUAUGGUUGGUUUAUAAUAAAUUUUUACAUUUAAUAAGAAUAAUUGAUAGAUUAUUAUAAAUUAUGCUAAAAUAAUGAAGAUGUGUAGUAUAAAGAUUGUUCAAUAACAGACAUGUGGUUACUUUAUAUUUUUUAGAUUAAGGAAUCAAGCACGAUUAAACAACCACAGAUACUCUCGAUAAAGUUACAAGAUAUUCAUCGGAAAGCGCCGUAAUAAAUUCAAUCUAAUCUUAGAAUUACAUUCGACGAAGAUCCAAAAAGGUCUCUCUUAUAUAAUAUUGGUAACGAUCAAGCAGUCUUAUACAUACAUACAUACAUCUCCCAAAAUGAAUUUGUUAAAAAAACCAGAAAGUAACCAGCAGAAUAACGAAAAUACGGAGGAAGAAUGUCCCGAUCUUUCUACACAGGUAGAAAAAUCGAAUAAUGACAAAGAGAAAAACGGAUAUACGAAGGUCGAAGGUUCCAAGUCUUCUAUACAGAUGAGCUCCAGUUGUAUCGAAAAAAAGGAGGACAUCCCGAGGAAGUGCAUUGCUAAGGUGAACGAAUUUAAUGCGAAUGAGGAAGAGAAUAUCAACGAGACCGGAACCGAAAAUAACGUAUUUAUGAAUAAUUAUAUCUGCGAAGUAUGCGAGGAAAAUUUCGCUACGGAAAUUGAUUUGGAGAGACAUCAGCUUCGUUAUAUCAAUUUACGCCGGAACAUCUGUAAACCGUGUAACAAGUCAUUCACGGAUGAAGAGUACAAGCAACACGUACUCGAGGUUCAUAUGGAUGUAUUACCAUAUAUAUGCCACUAUUGCAAAGAGACAUUCCGUCAGAAAGAGAAUUUGCGGGACCACUUAAAGUUGCAUAAGAGCAAGAAUUACAUUCGCAACACCCGUUUCAGCAAGAAAAGCUCGAACGGGCAUAUACAUUUACAAUUAGAAGAAGAGUCAUAUCUGCAUGGCCGCGAGAGCUCCGAGCUGAAAAUUGAGAUCAAACACUAUCGGUCUUUGGAUAAACGGAUUUUGCAUAAGGAAUGCAUAAAUCUGCUUAUAGAUGAGAAGUAUGAACAAAGUCACAAGUGCCUCAAAUGCGGCAAGUAUUUCUACCAGAAGAGCGACUUGAAGAAGCACGUAUUUACUAAACAAUGCUCCGAGGAAAGUCCGUCGACUACGAGUCAACAAAAGGAGACUCAGUAUGAGUACAAUCAUUACCCCGAGACAUUUAGCCGGAAACAGGAUUUGGAGCACAAGAAAUUGUAUACAGGCGGCAAGAAAUAUAAGUGCAAAGAUUGCAGCAAAUUUUUUGAUCGGGAAGAUGUUAGAGAGAUACAAUCUUCCACCGAAGACUUCGAGGAAACCUCGUAUACGAGUCGGGAAAACAGCGACAAUUCCGAAGAGGAAUUUGAUUUCGAAAAUUACACAAGUGAUGAGUUUUCAAAAUUCUCGUAAAAAUCCUGUAGACCCAAAUUCUAGUACGACCUUUGUGAAAAACAUUUGGCUGAUGAUUUGCAGGAGUACAUGAAGAAGCACACGAAUGACAAGAAUUGCGAGUGCUAUCAUUGUAACACGAGUUUCGAAAUGAACCAAUAGAAUAGGCACAAAUGUAGAGGCAAGUGAAAUGUACACUCCGAGAAAAAUAUAUGUCGGUGCGGCAAUAGAUUUAAAUAUGAAAAUAAUUUCGGAAAUGACAAAUGCAUUUCAUAAAUGAUAUGCUCUAGCAAGAAAUAAAUAACGAAUCCGAUUCUGGAUAAUUCAAAUAUCUUUUGAACUCAAAAAUUAUUCUUCUCGCAAAUAACGUCCUGUAAUCAUAUAAUAUUGUAUAUGACUAAGCUACUUUUAAGUAAUGAAGUGUUGAAAAGUAUGUAGUACAAUUCAAUCACAUAGAAAAUUUUGCUUGCGUGUAAAUCAAAAUUGAAUAAUUAAUAACAUCUUCUCUGUUUUAAAUUUAGAU